This is a messenger RNA of Vavraia culicis subsp. floridensis, 978 nucleotides long. RefSeq lists its product as uncharacterized. Gene Ontology annotation, molecular function: ATP hydrolysis activity; ATP binding. Lineage: Eukaryota; Fungi; Microsporidia; Pleistophoridae. Gene Ontology annotation, biological process: reciprocal meiotic recombination; meiotic recombination checkpoint signaling. The transcript has a single exon. Gene Ontology annotation, cellular component: nucleus; chromosome. The record is from RefSeq and is a predicted model, not a curated record. Bases 1 to 978 code for a protein of 325 amino acids.
AUGGUGCAUACGCUUACAAAAUUGGUGGUGGAGACAACGAAAAGGGCAAAUCUAAAAACUAAGCUUAUUGGUACGAUCGUAUCUCUGAACACGCAGUACGACAGAUCGACGAUGAUAUGUGAGGGGUACAUCGACAAGACAAGGCACCUCUCAGGCACAUUUCUUGUGGCAGAGAGCACAAGAAUUAGGGCGUAUAGGGGCAAAGCCUGUCUUUUCUAUGAUUUGGUGGUCGACGUUGCGGUAAAGUACCAAAUACUUGACCAUUUCUUCCAGACAAGCCGCUACAAAAAAGUGGCCAGGUACAUGGGAAUUAGCAGAACCGUGAUGCUGCACGGUCCAGCCGGAACCGGUAAAAGUACGCUCUGCAGAGCCGUUGCCGAUAAAAUAGCAGUGCGCACCAAAAAACGCAUAAAGAUCGUAGAGGUGCGCUGCACACACUAUGUGUCAAAAUUUUACGGUGAAAGCGGUCAAAAACUAAGCGAGCUGUUCAAAAAUCUGGACAGAAACACCGUGGUGAUAAUUGAUGAAGUGGAGAGUCUGCUCGUGAGCAGAGACAGGAUCUGUGCGAGAAACGAGCCGCUAGACAGCAUACGCAUUGUGAAUACGUUUCUUGUCAAUUUGGACGUGAGCGGGUGUUUCUUCCUGUGUACCACAAACUUUCUUGAGGUGGUUGACAGGGCGUUCGUUGAUAGAAUGGAUCUGGUGAUACGGCUGUGCUAUCCCCGCGUGCAGCACAUCUAUCGGAUUAUUCUGAAUGUUUUGCACGUGCUCAUGCUCAGGAAUAUACUUCAAUUUGAAAUACUGCCAAAUUACAGCCAGGCAGUUAACACAGAAAGCAAAAUACUUUUGAUCAGUCGGUCCGUAGGAACGGUAAGUGCAAGAAGAAUCAAAAAAAUGAUUUUUAAUGCAAUGGGCACGGGUGUACGAACUGCUGAUGAUCUUUUGGACAGACUAGAACGGCUUGUUACGAGGGAGUAA